UCCUCCCGCUGCCCCCACCGGAGAGCUCGGUGGCGCCCGGGCCCGCGCGCCCGCCUGAGGCCGCCUCCUCUGCCCCAGCCAUGCCGGGCCCCGCGGCCGCCGCGGGCCGGGCGCCCUUCCCCAGCGCCAAGGAGGAGGUCCGCGCGGGGCUCGAGGGGCGGGGGGGCGCGCGCGGGGAGCGCCAGGACAUCGUCUGGAGGAACGUCGUCCUCAUGAGCCUGCUGCACCUGGGCGCCGUGUACGCGUUGCUGCUCAUCCCCAAGGCGCAGCUGCUCACCCUGCUCUGGGCCUCCUUCUGUUUCCUGGUGACGGCGUUGGGCGUGACGGCCGGUGCCCACCGCUUAUGGAGCCACCGGUCCUACAAGGCCAAGCUGCCUCUGAGGAUAUUUCUGGCUGCUGCCAACUCCAUGGCUUUCCAGAAUGACAUCUUCGAGUGGUCCAGGGACCACCGAGUCCACCACAAGUACUCUGAGACCGACGCUGACCCCCACAACGCCCGCCGUGGCUUCUUCUUCUCCCACAUCGGGUGGCUGUUUGUCCGCAAGCAUCGGGACGUCAUCGAGAAGGGGAGAAAGCUGGACUUCACGGACCUGCUGGCGGACCCGGUGGUUCGGAUCCAGAGAAAGUACUACAAGGUCACCGUGCUGCUUAUGUGCUUCGUGAUCCCAACGCUGGUGCCCUGGUGCGUCUGGGGAGAGAGCCUGUGGAACUCCUACUUCCUGGCCUCCAUCCUCCGCUACACCAUCUCCCUCAACGUCACCUGGCUGGUCAACAGCGCUGCCCACAUGUAUGGAAACCGGCCCUAUGACAAGCACAUCAGCCCGCGGCAGAACCCACUGGUCACCCUGGGCGCCAUCGGCGAAGGCUUCCACAAUUACCAUCACACCUUUCCCUUCGACUACUCUGCAAGCGAGUUUGGCUUAAAUUUCAACCCCACCACCUGGUUCAUUGACUUCAUGUGCUGGCUGGGGCUGGCCACUGACCGCAAACGGGCCAGCAAGGCGAUGAUCGAGGCCCGGAAGGCCAGGACUGGAGACGGCAGCGCCUGACCCGGACCCUCCGGCCGCCACAUCCCCACGGACGCCUGGGCUCGUGCUUUUGUUACUCUCGUUCUUUCAUCCACUGGAACGUGCUCAGGGGCAGAGAGUGGGGAGGGAACCGAAUCCAUGUGGUCUGGGGAUUUUUGUUUGUCUGUCUCAAUAUAAUGUACGAUCCACUAUCAACGAAAACCACUUUCCAAGUCGG
This is a messenger RNA of Sorex fumeus (smoky shrew), 1245 nucleotides long. RefSeq names its product stearoyl-CoA desaturase 5 (gene SCD5). Gene Ontology annotation, biological process: lipid metabolic process. NCBI's taxonomy places the organism in Eukaryota, Metazoa, Chordata, Mammalia, Eulipotyphla, Soricidae. Gene Ontology annotation, molecular function: oxidoreductase activity, acting on paired donors, with oxidation of a pair of donors resulting in the reduction of molecular oxygen to two molecules of water. The record is from RefSeq and is a predicted model, not a curated record.